Dictyostelium purpureum is the source of this 513-nucleotide messenger RNA. RefSeq lists its product as uncharacterized. Lineage: Eukaryota; Evosea; Eumycetozoa; Dictyosteliales; Dictyosteliaceae. Gene Ontology annotation, cellular component: endoplasmic reticulum tubular network. Gene Ontology annotation, biological process: endoplasmic reticulum tubular network organization. Bases 1 to 513 code for a protein of 170 amino acids. The record is from RefSeq and is a predicted model, not a curated record. The transcript is spliced from 4 exons.
AUGGAUAUUCAAGAUAAUGAUGAGGAGGUCGAAGAAGAUGCCGAAGUAGUAUCAAGACCAAGAAAGAAUUCUACAGCAUUGUAUUUAUCAAGAGAUAAUUUUGAAAAAAAGGUCUUAGCUAUGGAAACCAUAAUUGCUAAUAUGGAAUCCAAAAACAAUAGCCCAAAAGCUUAUCAUGAUAAUAACUUCAAGAAAAUUAUUUUCUGGUUUAUUAUUAUAGAAAUAAUAUUAGCAACAAAUUUAAUCAACCAAAUUUUUUCAUCCGACACUUUGUCUGAAAAGGCAAUGAGUUUGGUUUAUUCUUUCUUAAUUUCAAUAAUAAUCUAUACUUUUGCAAAAUUAUAUAGAAUUACCUGUGUAAAAUUAAGAAAUUAUAAUGAAAAAAAUUUAAAAAAAUUAUAUUGCGGUCUCGAAAGAUUAUUCGAGGAAAGAAAACGUGUGACGGAUUACGAACACACAAAAAAACUUAUCCAAAAUUAUGAAAAUUUUAAAAGAAAAAAUAUCAAAAGUUGA